UAAAACAAUACUUUAAGAAAUAAUUAAAUACACUUGUUAUUAACUAUACCUAAAAAGGUGGAUGAAAUUUUCAAAAUGAUUCCUUGUGUGUGUAAGUUUAUGAGGAGAUUGAUGCAGGCGUCAUCAAUCAAACAAGCUCUGAAGUGCUGUGGUUGGAUAUUUUUAUUCAGUUAUACAUUAUGGAUUUAUAUAACCCUCGAUGCGAAAGAACAGCAUACUGCUCAUAAAAGACAUAUAGCCGACAACUAUUACUUAAAUUACUUAAAUGAGUCUUCUUUCGCACGCGUUAACCAAGCACGUAUUCAUCGAAGCAGAAAUUAUGCAAUGAAAGCUGGCAGAAGCAGACGAUCACAAGGUUUUAAAGAACCCAAAGAAGGCAGAAUUGAAGCCAUAGACUUUCAUUUGCAACAUGGUCACAGGGUACCACUAUUGCAGAAGAUGCUACAGUCGUAUGGGCAAGAAUUUGGUAGACACGUCAAUGAUCCAAAUUUUAAAGAAAAACAUGAUUUCCGAGAUUACCAAACCCCAAUAUAUUUAAAAAACUUCAAAAACCCGUGCCUUUUCAAGAAUGCCAGUGUAGGAAGGUACACCAGAAGUCGAGGGAUCGUGCAACUCCGCUGUGUUCCGUACUUUAUGAUUGCCGGUUUUCCCAAGUGCGGAAAGACAGAUCUCUGGUCAAAGCUGAUACAACAUCCGGAAGUGGCCUGGCUACAUAUGAAGGAAAUUAACUUCUUUAACAAGAAACAGUAUGAUUUCGUUUCAAUUGAAAAGGCUGUAAAUUUUUACCAAGAUAGUUUAAGAGCUUCCACUGAGAAAAUUACAAGAUGUGUUUCGGAGAAAAAAGCAGACUUUCACCAGUGCAUUACAGGUAGUAUUCUCUUUAAGUGGUCGGUAGCAACUUCAGAGAAUGCCGAAAUGACAUACGAAGAAUUCGGCAUUCUUCGGAGAAGCUACUUUCAUCCGUAUGUUAUACAGAAUUGUCUUGAUUUUGUCUAUUUAGGUGAUGGUUCUUUUGACACAAUAUUCGACAACAAGUUCUGGAGACUGUUGCCGGGCAACGAAAGACAAACAGAACCUGCACUUACAAAUGCAAAUUAUGUUCAUAGAAUUAAUCCAAACAUGAAAAUAAUUGUUCUUUUGAGGGAACCAGUUGAAAGACUUUAUUCAGACUAUUUAUACAUGUCAUCGUCUGUCGGCUAUGUGUGCAGUCCUGAAGAUUUUCAUAGCACUGUGGUAGAUAGGAUCGGUAAUUUUACUUCCUGUCGGAGACAUCGUACUUUGAGAGCAUGCGUUUAUGACAUGUAUGAUGACUGGAACAUACAGACAUAUAAGGUACGCCUUAACGUCGGAAUGUAUCACAUUUUCCUUUCUGACUGGCUGAAAGUAUUUCCGCAAAAUAAUGUACUUGUUGUGAAAUCCGAAGACACACGGGGUCCAAAUAAAAUGCAAAUACUUAUGAAAAUAUUCAAAUUUCUCGGCCUAACUGUACCAUCAACGAAACAGCUACAAGACACUUACAGCAGCCGGUAUUAUACAAAUGAACGGAACAGAAACAGUAAACGGAUGCUAUCAAAGACAAGGAAACUGUUACAAGAAUUCUACCAGACUUUUAACCAACAGCUUGAAACAAUGCUGCCACAUAUACAUUACUAGGUUAUAUGUAACACGCUAUAUAUUUUGUUUAUUCAUACUUACAAGCAAAGCAGAAAUAGGAAUGAAUAAGAUUGUUAUCUAACUACAGUUGGCCAAUUUCCGUUAAUUGUACAGAAACGAUGAAACAACAGAAACAACAAGGAUUCAGUAUACCCUAACAAAAGGUACAGUUACAUGCAUAGGUUUUACUGUAUUGUGAUCGACACCAAAUAAUUUUUUCUUUACUUUACUUUCUGAAAUAAAAUGUCUGCAUUAUAUAAUAUGCUGUACUAUAAUUGUAAUUUGACAUAUUUCUGCUACACAGAUUCGAUCUCUAUAAUUUAAUGAGCCGGAUUGGAAACUGACAAAAUAAAAGUCUAUAUACAUGUACAAAGGAUGUAAUGUUUUCACAGGUUAAACUAAUAGCAAAUAAUUAUAAGACACCCAGAAAACGUGGUACACUCGCUUGCACGGGGGAUGAGAAACAAUAAGUAUACAAACUGAAUUGAAUUUGCACAUGUACUUACCAUUUAUUUUUUAGCUCAUCAGAGCACGAAGUGCUCAGGGUGAGCUAUUGUGACCGGUCAUUAUCCGGCGUGCGUCGUUCGUCGUGCGUCAACAUUUGCCUUGUGAACAUUAGAGGCAACUGUUAUGACCAAUAUUUAUGAAACUUGGUUAGAAUGUUUGUCUUGAUGAUUUCUAGGUCAAGUUUGAAACUGGAUCAUGUGGGCUCAAAAACUAAAUCAGUAGGCUAGAUUAAAAGAUUAUGAAACUUUGUUAAAAUGUUUGCCUUGAUGAUUUCAAGGUUAUGUUUGAAACUGGGUUAUGAGGGAUUAAAAACUAAGGCAGUAUGCCAGACAGUUUGAAACUGACUCAUGUGGGAUUGAAAACUCGGUCAGUAGGCUAGGUGAUCGAUAUAGGGCCAUCACGGCCUUCUUGUUAUUUCUUUGUAACCUCUUACAUUUAUAACAUAUUACGUUGAUCUUCGUUUCUUAUCAAUGUGUUAUCAAUAUAGCCCUGAAAUAAGAUAUGUCUCGAGUAGAGGCUAUAGAGGCCACACUUGUGACCUAAUCUUUAUGAAAGUUGUGAACACUCUGAAGGAUUCAGUUUUGACACAUUUUUAUGAAACUUGGUGAGAAUGUUUGUCUUGAUGAUCUCUAGAUCAGUUUCGACACUGGGUUAUAUGGGGUCACAAACAAGGCACUAGACCAGAUCAAAGGAACAUUUUGUUAUCACUCUAGAGACCACAAUUUUAGUGUUUGUCUUGAAGAUCUCCAGGUCACGUUUGAGUUUGAAACUAGGUCACCCAGGCAAAUUAAAGGGAAAGCUUGUUAACGCUCUAGAGGCCACACUUCUGACCUAAUCUUUAUGAAACUUGGUUAGAAUAUGUUUGUCUUAAUAAUGUCUAGGUUAAGUUUGGAACUAAAUUAUGUAGGGUCAAAAACUAGGUCACUAGGCCAGUUCAAAGUAAAAUAUUAACCCUUCAGAGACCACAAUUUAAGUUUGAAACUCAUGAGAAUAGGACAGAAUGUUUGUCUUAAUGACCUCUUGGUCAAGUUUUAAUCUGGGUCGUGUGGGGUCAAAAACUGAAUCACCCGUUCAAAUUAAAGGAAAAACUUAUCAACACUCUAGAGGCCACAGUUGUGACUUAGCCGUGUACCUUUAUGAAACUUGGUCAGAAAUUGGUCAAUUUGUUUGUCUUGAUGAUCUCUAGGUCAAGUUUGAAACUGACUCAUGUGGGAUUGAAAACUCGGUCAGUAGGCUAGAUCAACUCUGGUGAUCGAUAUAGGUUCAUCAUGGCCUUCUUGUUAUUACUUUGUAACCUCUUACAUUUAUUACAUAUUAAGUUGAUCUUCGUUUCUUAUCAAUGUGUUAUCAAUAUAGCCCUGAAAUAAGAUAUGUCUCGAGUGGAGUUGUUUGCCGUUCCCUUAACAAAAACUGGUAAUGAUUUUACGUAACAAUAUUUCACUACAGAAGCUAAAAGGUUUCGAGCGGAAAUGGAUCAGGUUAGUGGCUUUUUUAUAACCUGUUAUAAUUAUUACAAACUUGCCGACGUUAUGGGUUAGAACAAAAACACAUCAUUCCAACACUGUAUAAGUUGUAUUUUAAAGGGAGUGACCUGUAAAUAUUACUGCUAUAUUUCAUCACUCAAGUUACUGUCAGAUUGUGUAUUAUAGAAAAACAUGAGAAUUAGUUGUUUUUCACUAUUUUUUCCAGUCAAAAUGAUUGUCCUGGGAGCACAGAACGGUAGUUUACCACAAAACGUUGUCUAGUUGACAAAAAAAAUUGCAAAGGCAACGUUAGCGCAGAUUCAAUUUCUAAUUUCUUAUUUUUGAAAAUAGUUUAGAAAAUUUUUUUCGCGUUCUCUUGUUCAAAAUAUGACCAAGCUGCAGUUUUAAAGAAAGAUUUUUUUGCCGUCCGUUUAUUAUGAUUUGACUUUUUUGUCAUUGAAACAAAGAAGCAAGUCAAGCAUUGUCAAUUCCAAAAUAUUGACUUCUUGGUCUAUUGCUCUAUCGGCUCCGAGUUGUCAGCAUAGUUUGUUUUGUAAGUUGCAUAUCAAAAUCGAUUUCAAAAUUCAAAAUUUCGGUUUCAAAAAUCAAGCAUUAAAAGAGGAUUUUUAAGUCAACUUUUACUUUUUAGCUCACCAGAGCACAGAGUGCUCAAGUUGAGCUAUUGUGACCGGUCAUUGUCCAGCAUCCGUCGUGCGUCGUGCGUCGUGCGUUGUGCGUCAACAUUUGCCUUGUGAACACUCUAGAGGCCACAUUUGUGACAUUUGUGACCCAAUCUUUAUGAAACUUGGACAGAAUGUUAGUCUUGAUGAUCUCUAGGUCAGAUUGGAAACUGUAUAAUGUGGAGUCAAAAUCUAGGUCAGUAGGCCAGAUCAAAAGAAAAGCUUGUGAACACUCUAUAGGCCAUAGUUGUAACCAAAUCUUUAUGAAACUUGGUAAGAAGGUUUAUCAUGAUAAUUUCUAGGUCAAGUUUGAAAAUAGGUUAUUUGGGGUCAAAGAUUAGGUCAGUAGGCUAGGUCAGAGGAAAAGCUUUAGAACACUCUAUAGAGGCCACAUUUGUGACCCAAUCUUUAUGAAACUUGGUAAGAAUGUUCGUCUUGAUAAUUUUUAGGUCAAGAUUGAAAGUAGAUUAUGUGGGGUCAAAAACUAGGUCAGUAGCCCAGAUCGAAGGAAAAUGUUUUGAAUACUCUAUAGGCCACAUUUGUGACUCAAUUUUUAUUAAACUUCGUCAGAAUGUUUACCUUGAUGAUCUUUAGGUCAAGUUUGAAACUAGGUCACGUGGGGUAAAAAACUAGGUCAGUAGGCCAGAUCAAAGAAAAAGCUUGUGAACACUCUAUGGAGGCCACAUUUGUGACCCAGUCUUUAUGAAACUUUGUCAGAAUGUUAGUCUUGAUGAUUUUUAGGCCACACCAAAUUGAGGUCUUGUUUUUCGGAUUUUUUUCAAAAAUACUUGGGGCGAGCCUGCGAAAAAAAAAAUUUUUUUCAAAUCAUCAUUUAUUGAAGCGAGCGAAGAGCGAUGAAAUUAAAACAAAAAAAAAGGAGUAAAUAAUUGCUCGUGUAAUGUUUAACACCAAAUAUUCAUAAGCCGGCAAAAAAUGUGUGUGACGUAACAUUCAGACAGCAUUGUCUUUGGAGUAUUGAAUGUAUAAUGUGUGAUACAUACAAUAAAAGGUAAAAAAUA
Molecule: messenger RNA, 5322 nt
Organism: Mercenaria mercenaria
Lineage: Eukaryota; Metazoa; Mollusca; Bivalvia; Venerida; Veneridae
Product: carbohydrate sulfotransferase 15-like
Exons: 8
Coding region: 76-1653 (525 amino acids)
Biological process (GO): hexose biosynthetic process
Molecular function (GO): N-acetylgalactosamine 4-sulfate 6-O-sulfotransferase activity
Source: RefSeq, a predicted model, not a curated record